AUGGCCUCCCUCUUCACCGGGAAGCUGCUGAUGGCCAACCGGGAGCAGGAUGAGGUGGAAACGGAACGGGAGCUGGGGCUGGCCCUGGACAACAAGGUCCUGCUGCUCUACUUUGCCUCUGGCCAAUGUCCAAGGUGCCAGAGCUUCUCCUUGCUCCUCAAGGACUUCUUCUUGAGGCUGACUGAUGAGUUCUAUGUGGAAAGGGCUUCCCAGCUGGUCCUGGUCUACGUCUCCCAGGAUGAGACGGAGGAGCAGCAGAGGGAGUUCCUCCGGCGCAUGCCCAGGCGCUGGUUGGCUUUGCCCUUUGGGGACAGCUUCAAGAGGGAGCUGGAGCUGCGCUUCGCGGUGGGGGAGGUGCCGGCGGUGGUGGUGCUGACGCCCAGCGGGGAGGUGCUGGUGCCCAACGCGGUGCAGGAGAUCCGGCGCCUGGGGCCGGCUGCCUUCGGCGCCUGGCGCGAGGCCGCGGAGCUGCUGGACAGGAACUUCAGGCUGGCAGAGGACUGGGAGGAGCGCGGCAGGAGGAGCAUCACAGAGCCCCUCCGGCGCCUCAGGUACAAGCUGCGGAAGGAGCCCAGGAAGAAGAAGGCCUCCAAGGGCGAGGAAGAGGAAGAAGAGUCCCCAUAG
This is a messenger RNA of Indicator indicator, 624 nucleotides long. RefSeq names its product nucleoredoxin like 1 (gene NXNL1). The record is from RefSeq and is a predicted model, not a curated record. Gene Ontology annotation, cellular component: mitochondrion. Bases 1 to 624 code for a protein of 207 amino acids. Gene Ontology annotation, biological process: photoreceptor cell maintenance. The transcript is spliced from 2 exons. Lineage: Eukaryota; Metazoa; Chordata; Aves; Piciformes; Indicatoridae.